AUGGCAGAGAACAAUGAGAUUCCACCACCCGUGGGAAGGUUUGGCGACACUCUUAGGUCGGGAAUUGAGUACCCGGGGGAGUUCGCUUAUGCAAACGACAACGUCAACAUUCCACCUCACUACAUUAGUUUGGUGAAUGGAGGAAAUCUUUUCCACGGACGGGAUGAGGAAGAUCCAGUGAGCCACCUCAAUGCUUUUUAUGAGCUAACAAACUCGCAUAGACCUCCAAACGUGGAGCAUCAUCGGAUUAAGAGGGCCUUAUUUCCGUUCUCGUUGAGGGAGAAAGCAAGAGCAUGGUAUGACUCUCUACCGGGCUACAACAUAGCAACAUUCCAAGAGUUGAAGACUUUGUUCCUCUUGGAAUACAACUCUCCAAUGAAGAUUGAGAAGUUGAGAGAGGAGAUCACUUCAUUCCGACAAAAGUAUGAUGAGUCUUUUGCGGAAGCAUGGAAGAGAUUCACGGAGAUGAUAAGGAAAUGCCCAAGUCAUGGACUAGCUCCGGGGCAUGACCUUUUAAAAUUCUACAAAGGUCUCAACAAUGAGGGCACGGGACUAGUCACUGCAGGCUCAAACGGGAACUUGGAUGAUUUGACGCAUGAUGAGGUGAGAGCCUUGUUCCAAAGGUUGGCCAACAAUCAAAGGAAUUGGCAUAAUCCAAGAAGAGCGGCUGAGAAGGUAGGAGAUACAUUUGGUGCUACCAAAGAUGCGGAAAGAGUGACAGCCAUUGAGGCUCAAUUGGCGGACAUUAGUACCCAGAUGUCUUCAAUGACGAAAGCAGUGAAAUCUCUUCAACUAACUCCUCAACCUCAAGCAGUGACCGUUAUGAAGUGUGGGUUGUGUCAAGGUGGACAUCAUACUGAUCAAUGUCCAAGUCUUCAAGGACCACCCGUCGAGGAUGUGAACUAUAUUGGCAACAAUCGCCAAUGGUUCAAUCAAGGCAACCAAUACAACAAUCAGCAAAAUUGGAGGCCUCAACAAAUGGGAUGGAAUCAAGCUGGUCCUAACAACAACUCGGGUAACCAAUGGAGGAACAACACUCAACCCCCGGGUUAUGAGAAGAAGCCAUCGGUCGAGGAUCAAUUGGGACAGAUUCUCUCUUUCAUGACUAAGAGUCAAAAGGAGAAUGAAAACUUCAAAGAGAAGACGGUGGAAAAGUUUGGUCAGAUGGAGACGACAAUGAGGAAUCUUGAGACGCAGAUCGGGCAGCUAGCUACAUCAUCACAUACAAGGAUUCCUAACACCAUCCCAAGUAAUACUGUACCCAACCCGAGAGGCAAUGAACAGUGUAAGGCGGUGGGUCUUGAGAAGUGGUCGUGA
This is a messenger RNA of Salvia splendens (bonfire salvia), 1317 nucleotides long. RefSeq lists its product as uncharacterized. The record is from RefSeq and is a predicted model, not a curated record. The transcript has a single exon. Bases 1 to 1317 code for a protein of 438 amino acids. NCBI's taxonomy places the organism in Eukaryota, Viridiplantae, Streptophyta, Magnoliopsida, Lamiales, Lamiaceae.